CUGCCGGCCUCGGCCUUCUCGCCGAGGGAGCCGGGUCCGGGGCCUAGGCCUCGGCUUAGGCCUGGGCCUGCGCCUUUCCGCCGGCGCGAGCCCUUCCUCAUGGGCCGGGUGCCCCUUCCUCGCCGUUCCGCCGCUCCCCGAGUCGCCUGGCUCGGUCCGGCCAGGAGCGGCUGGCUCUUGUGCCGGGUGGUUGGCUGCGGGAGCGGGGAGCCACGGAGCGCUUCGCUGGCGUACCCGUGAGGACCGUGGCUUGUGGCGGGUGGGGCGGACCGGCGGCAGUGCGCGGUACCGGCGACUCGUUUCGUGGCUGGUGACAGGGCCGCUGGGCGCCUGCUAUAAGUCACGCGUUUGCUCUGUUCGGGCACAGCGGCACGUGUUUAGGCUGUCCUUUUCAGAAAUGGCUUGGAGUUAGUUGGAAUAGUACAAAAAUCAACGUGAAUGGCCAUCGAUAGUUAAUUAGUGAUCUGCUGCCACUUAAUGUCAGAAGACCUUGCAAAGCAGUUAGCUAGCUACAAAGCUCAGCUUCAGCAAGUUGAGGCUGCAUUAUCUGGGAAUGCAGAAAACGAAGAUUUACUAAAACUGAAGAAAGACUUACAGGAAGUCAUAGAAUUAACCAAAGAUCUCCUUUCAACACAACCUUCGGAAACUCUUGCAAGUUCUGACAGUUCUGCCUCUGCCCUGCCCAGUCACUCCUGGAAGGUUGGGGAUAGGUGUAUGGCAAUAUGGAGUGAGGACGGACAGUGUUAUGAAGCUGAGAUUGAAGAAAUAGAUGAGGAGAACGGAACAGCUGCAGUCACGUUUGCUGGCUAUGGCAACGCUGAAGUUACACCGCUCUUCAACCUCAAGCCUGUGGAAGAGGGAAGAAAAGCAAAGGAGGACAGUGGCAACAAACCCAUGUCCAAAAAAGAGAUGAUAGCCCAGCAACGAGAGUAUAAAAAGAAGAAAGCUUUGAAGAAAGCUCAGAGAAUUAAAGAACUUGAACAGGAACGAGAGGACCAGAAAGUCAAGUGGCAACAGUUUAACAACAGAGCCUAUUCCAAAAACAAAAAAGGCCAGGUAAAGAGGAGUAUUUUUGCUUCUCCCGAGAGCGUAACUGGCAAGGUUGGAGUUGGAACAUGCGGAAUUGCAGACAAACCCAUGACACAGUAUCAAGAUACCUCUAAAUAUAACGUCAGGCAUUUGAUGCCUCAGUAACAGAGGAAAAAGGUGGAACUUCAUCUCUGCAGGGCUUUACACUUCUCUUUUUAUCAUUAUAUUUUUCUAAAAGUAAAUUAUUUGUUGGCACAUAGCGAGUAGGCCAUUUUAUCACCAUCACUUUGGCUUCAGCUGAUAAGAGCCUUAACUCUCCAGCUAUUGAUUUGACCCUCCCUAAUCAUUGGAGUAUUUGUAGUUGCAUUAAAAUCCAUGCUGCAGGUAAAAGCUUUCACGAGCUGCCGUUACCUGUUGCUCUGAGAACAGUAGUUAGCUGCAGCUCUCGUCUCUGAAGUCUCAUUCAUACUCGUAGUGAGGUUUUUUCUUUCCUUAAGAAAAGUGGUGAUGGUACAAAAAUGGCACUGUAGCAGCCUCCCUCGAUUCUAUAGUCACAGUGCUCUCUGCUCGCUCAGCAGGGCAGAGGGCCUCUGUCAUAGCCUACACGGCACUGAGGAUUGCUGAGGAAGGUCUAAAUUGCUCCCGUACAAAUCCCCUGGCAAUGGAUCUGUACAGCUGUAACUGAGGGCAGAGCAGGGCUGACAGAUCAUUACUACUGAUGAUGAUUCAUCAGCUAGAAACAAUAAAUCUGACUUUAAUUCCAGGCUGAAUUUCCUGCACCAGAAGUUUAAGCAGAGCAGGUACUGUUUGGGUUUUUUUCCCCUAAAUGCGCAGUUCCUCAUAGGAAGCUAUUGAAAGGUUGUUAAAAUGUAACCAGAAAACCAUAGGACAAGGUAUUCAGACACUGAUUUCAAAAUAGAGAACUGUACUUAAAAAUCCCCACCCCUCCCCAGGGAGCCCAGAGCUGAACACAAAGGGUUGUGCUUUGGGCAGGAGUCACCCACCUGUAGGUCUGUCAGGUUUGUUGGUAGGGUCAUAUCCCUGGAGUGCACCACAGCAGCUUCCAGGCAGGUGGAGCUGUAGCACCUAUGUCCCACAGAGGGGGUUGUCAGUGAGGAAAGGGGAGGCUGAAGUUUCUGUCCCUCAAUGAGUGACUGGCCCAGUAUUGGAUGUCACUUCAGCUGUUAUUACAGUGCUGCUGAGCCCCUUCAAUUGCAUUCAGGAAACCACGUGUAAAAGCUCUUGCUUUCUUGUAUUUUCUAUGUGAUUUGUUUUCCUCUGUUACUUGUCUCUCACGGUAGUGGUGCCAUCGCUGGGCCCGUCAUGUGUUUAAAGAAGUUAAUGGGUAGCCCUGUACACAAUGUAGAUAUUAUUUUUGUAAAAUCUAGGGCUGAGUUAAUGGAUAAGAGGACAUCAGCAGUUUUCCCCCCUUAAAUAAUUAAAGGGUGUUUCUUGUCCAUUAACCCUGACCAUUAUUUCCCUGUAUAUUAUGUUCAUGUAGUUCAUUUUGUAAUUUGUUAACUAGAUCAGGUCAUGUCAGUUGUUGAUGCACUGAUUGGUGGACAUGUCCAUCAGUUACCUGAGUCACAGCUCAAGCUAAACUCUACAACUGGUAGUUUAGAAUCCAUACAUAGAAAAAGGCUCUCCCUAUAAUGGGAGAAGGUGAUUUUUAUGAAUACAAAGUGUGUUAAUUUCAGUUUUGUAUGUUUAACUUUUAUUAAAUAAAGUGUUUAAAAUCUGCUGGA
This is a messenger RNA of Colius striatus (speckled mousebird), 2774 nucleotides long. RefSeq names its product survival motor neuron domain containing 1 (gene SMNDC1). The record is from RefSeq and is a predicted model, not a curated record. Gene Ontology annotation, cellular component: cytoplasm; nucleus; precatalytic spliceosome. Lineage: Eukaryota; Metazoa; Chordata; Aves; Coliiformes; Coliidae. Gene Ontology annotation, molecular function: RNA binding. Gene Ontology annotation, biological process: regulation of alternative mRNA splicing, via spliceosome; mRNA processing. The coding region runs from base 478 to 1194 and encodes 238 amino acids. The transcript has 6 exons.